Molecule: messenger RNA, 2532 nt
Organism: Cloeon dipterum
Lineage: Eukaryota; Metazoa; Arthropoda; Insecta; Ephemeroptera; Baetidae
Product: putative sodium-dependent multivitamin transporter
Exons: 12
Coding region: 260-2032 (590 amino acids)
Biological process (GO): sodium ion transport; transmembrane transport
Cellular component (GO): membrane
Molecular function (GO): symporter activity
Source: RefSeq, a predicted model, not a curated record
GAGGAUGGCACAGUCGGUUUCCUCGAUUUUCUCGAUUUUCUCCAUUUAUUUCUCUGUGUGCUCAAUCUGAAGCGAGAUAAUUCGCUGACUGGUGCUGAGAUUAGGAUUUUUUGUAGAUAAUCAAACCAUCAGAUUGCAUUUGCAGCGCGACUAUCAUUCAUGCCGCACGUUGAAUGAGGAUCAGCUGCUCUCCGCUGUAAACUUCUGCAUUUGCACGACGUUCCUCCUUCUUCUGAGUGUCCCAGACGCCGAGUAAAAAAUGGCAGAGGAAACCUUUGGGGUUGCCGACUACCUGGUCGUCGCCCUGAUGCUGCUGAUAUCGGCUGCCAUAGGUGUUUAUUACCGAUUCACGGGUGGCAAGCAAAAAACAGUUCAAGAGUACCUGCUGGCUGACAGAAACAUGUCGAUUGUGCCCGUCGCGUUUUCCCUGAUGGCCAGCUUCAUGUCCGCUGUGACCCUGUUGGGCGUCAGCUCGGAAAACUACAGCUACGGCACGCAGUUCGUCGUGAUAAACUUUGCAUACGGUCUGGUCACUCCGAUCGCCGCUUAUGGUUACCUGCCAGUGUUUUACGAACUUCAAGCCACCAGUGCCUAUGAAUACUUGGAGCGACGGUUUGGCAAAGCAACGAGGCUCUUUGCAUCCAUCGCAUUUUCUUUCCAAAUGAUCUUGUACAUGGGCAUCGUGCUGUACGCGCCUGCACUGGCUCUUUCCGCCGUGACGGGAAUCUCAUUGGUCAUUUCGAUUUUAUCAGUGGGAGCUGUGUGCACAUUUUACUCCACCAUCGGCGGAAUGAAGGCUGUCCUUGUUACUGAUGUUUUUCAGUCCCUGCUAAUGUUUGCCGCCGUUUAUUGCGUAAUCAUCAAAGGCACUAUUGACGCCGGCGGUUUGGAUAAGGUUUGGCAAAUUGCCUACGACGGCGGCCGGAUCGAGUUUGACAAUUUCAGCGUUGAUCCGACUGUGAGACACACAGUUUGGUCUCUAGUCAUCGGAGGUGGAUUCACAUACCUGACCCUUUACGCUGUGAAUCAGGCACAAAUCCAAAGACUGCUUUGCGUGAAGAGUCUGAAGAAAUCUCAGCAAGCGCUCUGGUUGAGCUGGCCAAUCUUAACGGCACUCAGCCUAAGCACGUCGUUUUCUGGUCUGGCGAUUUAUUCUCGGUACUUUGACUGUGAUCCAUUAUUAGCCAAGCAGAUCGACUCCAACGACCAGCUGCUGCCCUACUUUGUGGUCGACACACUGAGCUACUUGCCUGGCAUAUCCGGCCUUUUUGUCGCCGGCAUCUUCAGCGGCUCCCUGAGCACGGUGUCUUCUGCCGUAAACUCUUUGGCAGCAGUCACUCUCGAGGAUUACAUAAGACCAGUGCUGGUGAAAAUGGGAAAGAGUUCCAAGUUGACGGAGAAGAGGUCGACUCUGCUUACUAAGAUCUUGGUGCUUUUGUACGGUAUUCUUUGCAUCGGAAUGGCUUUCGUUGCGCAAAGCCUUGGAGGCGUUCUGCAGGCCUCGCUGACCAUUUUCGGUGUUGUCGGAGGACCUUUGUUCGGGACAUUCACGCUCGGAAUGUUUUUCUGGAUCACCAACGAAGUGGGUGCCAUAUCGGGGUUGGCGAUGGGCUUGGCAAUUUCUCUUUGGAUCGGGUUUGGUGGCCCAAAACCGCCUCCGCCGUAUCUUCCUGUCAGCACGGAGGGAUGCGAGGACCCCGUGUUUGCUGCUCUGCGUUUGGGCAACGCCACGUCAACGGCGCUUAGAGAUGACUCGGAGUACUUUUACCUGUACCGCCUGUCCUACAUGUGGUACGUGGUCAUUGGAUUUGGCGUGACUGUUUUGUUUGGAGUCUUCGUCAGUUUUGUCUAUGGAAAACUCGUCCUCAAAGAGGUCAAACUGGUUGAAGCGAAACUUUUCAGUCCAUUUAUAAAGAGAAUACUUCCAAGGGAAUUCAAAGAGUUCAAGGAGGUGGCAACCAUCAAUGGUUCUUUUGAAAAUAAUAUGAAUCACGUUGGAGUGAAGGACAUCGAGAACUCAACAUCAUUUUAGCACCGUAUUUAAGUAGAAAGGCUGAUGUUUUUUUGUAUUACACCAAAAAUUGAUAUUAUUAAGAGAAAACAAAUGAAUGGUACUUUCGUUCCUUUUAAAUUUUACAGAUGUAGAUACAUAUCAGUAAAUAUCAUUCCAAAUUUUUGUUAGUUCUGUGUACAUUUUUAGGAAAAGAAAACGGUUGUGAUUUUCAUCCAAGUUUUAUUGCCUUGGCCAGCCACAUUUUUUCUGUUUGCUGUUUGCGUGACUGUUGUACAACACAUUACAAGUAGUUGAAUUCAUACACUUAAACGCCUUUAUAAAAGCCAAAUACGAUACCAAUCCUUAAAAUCAGAACUUAUAUUUUGCUAUGUAACAAAAUGAGACAAUAAUUGUGACGCUGAAAGUGUUCAUCAUAAUGGUCUUCCAGUAAAAUGAGAGUUUUAAGUUAAUUUUGAAGUACGAUUUACUGUAUAAGCCGUUGAAUGGAGAAAUAGUUCUAAUAAAUAUUACAAACAUGA